Messenger RNA from Stegastes partitus (bicolor damselfish), 1029 nucleotides. RefSeq names its product retinal homeobox gene 1 (gene rx1). Bases 1 to 1029 code for a protein of 342 amino acids. Gene Ontology annotation, biological process: positive regulation of transcription by RNA polymerase II. Lineage: Eukaryota; Metazoa; Chordata; Actinopteri; Pomacentridae. The transcript is spliced from 3 exons. Gene Ontology annotation, molecular function: DNA-binding transcription factor activity, RNA polymerase II-specific; RNA polymerase II cis-regulatory region sequence-specific DNA binding. The record is from RefSeq and is a predicted model, not a curated record.
AUGCAUUUAUCACUGGACACCAUGAGCAUGGUGGACGACAGCUGCCUCUCGCCCAGUAGCUUCCACGAGAUGGGGAAAGGCGGAGGCGUCGCCGCCGGAGGCCGCGUCCACAGCAUCGACGUCAUCCUGGGCUUCAGCAAGGAGCAGGACCCCCUGCUCAGUCCGGCCCCGGGGCCCCACAAGGUGAACAUAGACGGCCUGGGAGAACCGGGCAAGCAGCAGGAGAACCAUCCGUCCUACAGCGGACACCUUUCAGCUCUGAGGAACAGCAGCACCGAGCAGCAGUAUCACGACUCGGGCUUGUUCACAGAUAAGUGCGACGAGGAGCUGAGCGAGCUGAGGAAGAGCGUGGACAGCGACGAAGGAAAGUCCCCGGAGCCCUGCAAGGACGACCAGCCCAAGAAGAAGCACCGACGGAACCGGACCACCUUCACCACCUACCAGCUGCACGAGCUGGAGCGGGCCUUCGAGAAGUCCCACUACCCGGACGUGUACAGCCGCGAGGAGCUGGCCAUGAAGGUGAACCUGCCCGAAGUCCGAGUUCAGGUCUGGUUUCAGAACCGCAGAGCCAAAUGGCGCCGGCAGGAGAAGAUGGACGCCAGCACCAUGAAGCUCCACGACUCCCCCAUGCUGUCCUUCAACCGUCCGGCUCCGGUCCACUCCAGCAUGGGCCCGAUGACCAACUCCCUCCCCCUGGAUCCCUGGCUCACCUCGCCCCUGUCCAGCGCCACGCCGGUCCACAGCAUCCCGGGCUUCAUGGGUCCGGCUCAGGGCCUCCAGCCCGGCUACCCCGGCCACGGCUUCCUCAACUCGGCCCCCCACGCUCCUCACCCCCACGGCCAUCCUCACCCGUCCAUGGGUCAGGGCAUGCAGAACAUGGCUCCUCCGCCCUACCAGUGUCCGGCGCCGUACCCGGAUAAUAAAUACCCGCUGGAGGACGUGGACCAGCGCAGCUCGAGCAUCGCCGCGCUGAGGAUGAAAGCCAAGGAACACAUCCAGUCUAUGGACAAGACCUGGCAACCCAUGUGA